Molecule: messenger RNA, 334 nt
Organism: Racocetra fulgida
Lineage: Eukaryota; Fungi; Glomeromycota; Glomeromycetes; Diversisporales; Gigasporaceae
Source: the annotation of a GenBank genome assembly
AUGCAAAACCUAACACAUUAUUUUAAAGGAAAGAAAUGGCAAGAUAUUAUAAAAAUGAGUGAUGAGGAUUUAGAAAAGUUGGGAAUUACUGACCAUCUAACGAGAUCAACAUUAGGAGCGCAUUUUUGGGUUAUUCAAGUUGACCAUGCAAUAAAGUUUGGAUUGCCUAUACCGAAAAAAAAUUUUGUCAGGGAUUGGAAACAAUUAUAUGGGAAAGAAGUUUUAGAAGAUUUUCCUGCAUACUUGGACUUAAUUAGAAUGAAACGAUUAACUCCAUUAUUUAAAAAUAAAAAAUUUGAAGAUAUUUUGGAGAUGAAUUCUCAAGAUUUAAAAG